AUGGGGAGUGGCCAUUUCGCAGAGGAAGGGUUUAAGAAAGCGGCUUUUUUCCAUACCUUAGAGUACCUUGGUGGAUAUAAACAUCCAAUCACACCCGCUCUAGACUCUCUUCAAACUUCCGUUACUCGGCCUGAAUGUUAUAACCUCAACGUUGGCUCUAGCCAGAGGUGGGGAACUUACUUUUUCUAUGGAGGACCAGGACGUAACCCUCGAUGCCCAUGA
This is a messenger RNA of Arabis nemorensis, 222 nucleotides long. Lineage: Eukaryota; Viridiplantae; Streptophyta; Magnoliopsida; Brassicales; Brassicaceae. The record is from the annotation of a GenBank genome assembly.